This is a messenger RNA of Oryctolagus cuniculus (rabbit), 4812 nucleotides long. The record is from RefSeq and is a predicted model, not a curated record. Lineage: Eukaryota; Metazoa; Chordata; Mammalia; Lagomorpha; Leporidae.
UCCCCCCACCCCCGUAGCCUCCAGCACCCUCACACCCUUUCACAGCCAAACGGGGCCUUUCUCCUCCAUACACUCAGAACGGAGGGGACCAAUCAGGUGUGAAGCUCCCUUCCCCACCAGUCAGAUUGGAGACAUCAUCUCUGUGUCAGGACUCAGUGGAUUUAUUUGAAAGGCAAAGUAGCAGAGGGGCAGAGGCAGAGGGAGAGAUCCUCCACCCACUGGGUCACCCCACCCCCCAAAUGGCCACACAGCCAGACCUCAGUUUAGGAUAACUUGGGGGCUGUGGGACACCACUACGGACACCUCUAAUCUGCCCUUUGAUGUCUAGAUCCCAUGCAGGUUUCUCUCUGAUGAGAAUCCCCAGUCUCUUGCCGUCACUGGGCCCCACUCAGCUGGAGCAAGGCAGCUCACGGUUUCAUGAGCCCUUCUCCCCUUCGUGUCAGCAGUCAACAGUUGCCACAGCAGAAGCAGCAUCCACCCAUCAGAGUGAUGCUCCUGCAAAGACUGCAGGGCAGAGGCCAGAGCUGGACAAGGCCACAUGGGAAGGCAGCACAUUGCUGAGCAGUGUGACAUAGGGACAACUGGUGCCCUACUUAUGGCCAGACCAUGACCAGGACUACUCAGGCACAGGGAGGGGGGCAUCUGUCUGGUGGAAGAGGAGUCUCUGGGCAGAGCUCUGAGGUCCUGGGCUCUCCUUCCCUUUGUGUCUGAGAGUCACCCUUAAAAUGAGGCUUGGUUUCACUGGGGAUGUGUGAAGGAGGAGGAGGAGGGACAAUGCAGAUGUGGUAUGUGAGAAUGCCUGAGGGCUUUCCCGAUUCACAGUCUAUGAUGACUGCCCAGUUCCAGAGGUUGGCCACUCAGGGACGCAGGAUGCAGAGUUCGUUGUGCAGCUCCAGCACCGGGCCGGCCCGCCCAGGAGCACAAGAGCCACUCUCUGUGCAUCUAGCUCUCAGCAGGAGGAAGAGGAGGAGGAGGGGAUGACCAGAGACAAGGGUUGCUCCCCAUCCAGUGCGUGGCGGCUGUGCCUCCAUCCAGCUGCUCAGUCAUUGUCCCUUUUGCACUUUUAAUCUAAGCCUGUUACUGACGUUGCCUGGGCCACCAUGGCAAUAUGCAAAAUAUUUCUCCCACAGAGAUGCCCAAGCACAGAUCCACAGAACUCCCUGCCAUUGAGCUCAGAAGCCUGUGGCACACAGCAGGGAGCACACUCGGGAAGGGGGCUCUAUGCUCUCGGUAGAUCCUGGCAUCACAGAGCUGCCUCUGCUGGGGUUUGCCAUUUCCCAACUUCUUAAGGAAGAGAUGGAAAGCAAGACUGAGAAACAGACAGACUCAGGGUGAGACAGAGAUAGACAGAGAGAGGCUGUGCCCUGGCCAGCCACUUCUACUGAGCCCUGUGUCCUCCCAGCAGGUCUUUGUGCUUUAGAGCUGUCUUCAAGCCCAAGGAGCCCAUUUGCCCAGGGUGACUGGCAGCCCGGAGCGUAGAGGCGGUGGUAUCACGGCCAUGAUGAUCAGUGGAAUCAGUGGGACGAGGACUCCAUUUCCCUCUGGCUCUCCAUCCCCAGAGGGUUGCCUGCCAGAGACAUCUUCACCAAGCUCUGCUCUAUGGACACAAAUGACGUAGUUGGGAGACUGUCUCCAUGACCUCAUUCAACUGCAGAUGAGCCCCAGUGCCUCCUGGAGUUCCUGAGGAGCCCAGGGCCUUGGCACGAGUAGCUUCCAGGAGAAGAGCCUGGACCACAGCAGAAGACGACUCCUGAGCCUUGAACUCCUGCGAGCCAGCGACUCGACACAGGACUUCCUGUGAACAAGACAAAGACCAGUUCUGUCUCUCUGACACUCAAGUGUAUUGUGGGAGGCUGACAGCAAACACACAUAAAAAUAUCAUGAAGUGUGGUGCCAAGUCCAUAGGGAAAAGGAGGACAGAGAAGAGGAGGGUGAGUGCUGGGGAAGGGUACAACUGGACAUCUCAGAGAUGAAAUAAAAAUUUAAAGAAAGCUGGACAUAAUUUCAACAGAGAAGAUUGAUGGAAUAAAUAGUCACGUAGUUAUCAUGAAGAACAGUCAAGGAAUUGGGGUGGUAAGUAAGUGCAAAAGUCCUGAGGUAAGAGCGUGGCCCAGAAACAGGAGGGAGGCUGCAGUUCAGAAAUCAAGGGGGGCACACGCCCUCCCCUUGGCCAUGUUCUGUUAGUGAGAUGCCAGGUGCAGCUCUGGCCACCUCUGGAGGGAGGGAAUUGAACAGUCCAGCAAACUGGGAAGCAGGGAUGGUUGGAGCCCACCUCAGAAGACUGUCUAGUGCAGUGAGCUAUUGGCAUUUUUUCCUUCCUGCUUGUUCAUUUUAUCCUUUGGAGGCAUCCUCUCGCUUUCACUGAUCAUCUCCUCAGCUGAUGGAAACUGCUCAUGUCUGCCAUUCUGUGCUGCCAGAGCCAGUGCACUGAUUCCUAGUUUCUUGGGAAGCGAGAGAGCCUUUCCAGUGGAUCACUUUCCAACAGCCAGGACCAGGCUGGGCUGAGGUCUUUUAUUUGCUCACAGUCAUGGGUGCAAUUUUCUCAGCCGAGCCUAGCAAAGAAUGCCAAGAUCUGGAAUCCAGCUUUAAAGACUAUAUUAAUAACUUCAGGGAGGAAAACAAAAUCCUCUCUCAGGAAACCAUCCUUUCAAUCGAGUCAUGCCUGAGCAGAGGAGACAUUCAAGGCGCACAUUCCAUAAUCAGUGGUACAUUAGAAAAUAUUGACAAGAUCCCACUGAAUGUUGCUGUGACGGGGGAGUCGGGAUCUGGGAAGUCCAGUUUGGUGAACUCCCUGAGAGGGGUGGGACACGAAGAAGAAGAUGCGGCUCCCACUGGGGUAGAGGAGACAACCAUGAAGGAAAUGCCAUACAAACACCCGAAAUUUCCCAACGUGACAAUAUGGGACUUGCCUGGCAUCGGAACCACUAAUUUCCAGCCGAAAGAUUAUCUGGAGAAAGUCAAGUUUGGUGUGUAUGACUUCUUCAUUAUUGUUUCUGCAACACGCUGCAAGAAAAAUGACCUAGACCUGGCCAAAGUUAUAAAAGCUAUGAAGAAGAACUUCUACUUUGUGAGAACCAAGGUGGACCUGGAUUUACAAAAUGAACAGGAAUUUAAACCAACUACCUACGUAAGAGACAAGGUCUUAGAAGUGAUUUGAAACAAAUCUCUGAAGCAAUUUCAGAAGAAUAAUAUUGAAACACAAAUCUUCUUAAUUUCUAACAGAGAUUUGUCUGAGUUUGAUUUCCCAAUCCUGAGGGACAUGCUACUAAAGGAUCUCCCUGCUCAGAAGCGCCACGCGUUCAUGCUUUCCCUGCCCAACAUUACUGAGGCAGCCAUUGAUAGAAAGAGGGACUCACUAAAGCAAACUAUCUGGCUAGAAGCCUUCAUGGCUGGAUUUUCGGCUACCAUUCCUGUAGUGGGCAUCAUACAGGACAAUGAUGUGAAGAAGCUGGAUGACACAUCUCUGCAGAGUCUGGCUAAGGAUUUGCAAGUGCCUGUGGAAGAACUCAAAGCUGUUAUUAAGUCUCCCUAUUUGUUUGACACUGAAAAGGAAGAAACAACAGGGGAAAUGGCUUUGAAAUUCUUGGAGAUUUCAAGUUCAGUUGCUUUCCCUCCUCUUGCUGCAGGCCUUUACUUUAGGAAAGUCUUCUACCUACAAUUACAUAUCCUUGACACGGUGACCAGUGAUGCUAAAGUUCUGCUAAAAAAGGCAUAUUCCAAAAAGUGUUGACUUCUCAGUAGACUAAAAUCCUCUGAGUGUUGAAAUCCAAAUUUGUGGAGAAAAAUAGCACAGUGGAAGCCACCAAACAAUAUAAAGAGUUUCUUGAGAGCAUCCACCAUUGACUCAUACUUUCCGACUGCAUAUCCCUGUUAGAUGGACUAAGGGCCUGGGAUAAGUUCAAAUAUGGGCAGAGCCAAAUACACGCAUCCACUUCCAAUAAACCAGCACAUCAGAUGAUUUUACCUUCAUCAGAAAUUUAAUGUAGCUGUCACCUUGACGACCUGACAGUAGCUCCUUGAAACCCAGUUGUACCCUAUCCUCUUCAACCUAGUAAAAACUUCCUUCCUUUGUGGUUGUUUGUGAUACAGCCUGACUUUCUUGCAUCUCCCAGACCCAGAUCUGAUACACGCGCUGAUGCUGACCGUGAUAAAGCCUGUUGGUCAACAGCUGAGUCAUAUGGGUGAGCUCCCUCUUCUCACUGUCUUCUAAAGCAGCUAACCUCCAGUCCCAUGGGAAGGCCUGCAGGAUGGCACUCGUGGCCCUUAACGGAGGCCUGGCCCCACAGCUUCACUCUUUUUCCUUUUUUCCUGCCCACUGUUUGAGCUCCAUAUCACGUCUGGACUUCCUGUUAACAUCCUUCCUAACCUCUCUGAAUCUUGUGAGAACUCAGUUUCUUCUGGUUCACGCACUGUAGUCUUCCUUUUGACUCAGCUGACACACACGGAAACCUAGUCAGGGCCAUCUUGGAACCGAUUGUCCUUCAUGGCCACUUUCAACAGAGGUCUCAAAAGCCAAAUAGUAAGAACUUGUAUCACCAUGGAAAUCAUAAUAAAGUCAUAAGAAUGCUUUUGGAUCAGAAUCCUUCCCAAGAAAGUAAUUGAAGAAAACCUGUGAUUCUGUGCUGGGAACUGUGGAGACCUUAUGAAUUUAUAAAAUGUUGGCAUUCUUGGUCUUUUGAAUGUCAAGAGUGGUCAGCAAUUGCUUUAGUCCACUUGUGAUCCCAGUAGGUGCUCAAUAUAUGAUUAGUGAAAAAAGGUAUUUGCCAUUGCUAUGUUGCUAUUCUCAAUAAAUUCAAGAGUACUUCAUAUUGA